This is a messenger RNA of Durusdinium trenchii, 839 nucleotides long. The record is from the annotation of a GenBank genome assembly. NCBI's taxonomy places the organism in Eukaryota, Dinophyceae, Suessiales, Symbiodiniaceae.
CCGCAUGCCAUACCCACUUCUCUCCACAGAUCAGAGCUGUUUCGGCCAUGGCGCCGCCCCCUGGGCCAGGCGAUCCGCAGGAGGCCACGAGCGGAGAUGAGUUGAGGGAGUCGAGAAAGGCUCGGAUGGAAGCUCUUUGCGCCAAGCUCACGAUGAAAGCCAAGAAGGCGCAUCAAGAACGAGCCGACGAACGCGACCGCACGACGGAGCGCUGGAGCGGGCUUCGAAUUGUGGACCGCUGCAUUCGGCAGGAGAAGUGGGACGCAUCCAUGCGGGGAAAGGACUUGGUUCCGAUUCAGCACUUGGGAGGACUGUUGCGGAAAGGCAAAGACAAGGUCGUCAUUGGAGUCCUGUGCGGGAUUGGCAAAGUCUCCACAGAUACGGUCUCCAACACCACAUUUAGCGAGUGGAAGCUGACCGAUUUGGACCUGGACUCCCCUGCUGAGGCCACCCUUGUCAUGACUGGCCGUGCUUUAGAGCACUGGAGCUCUACAGGGGCCAAGGUGGGAGACAUCUUGGCCGUGCUGAACCCUCAGCUCUCUUGCCGCAGUGGGGCCAUAAGGGUCACCUUUGAAACGCAGGUGAUCCAAUUGGGCAGAUGCCCGGUCUUCACUUAUUGCCAAGCUUCUGAUGAAGGCCGACCCUGUCCGCGGCCAUGCCACCAAGAGGGCACGGGCUACUGUGGCCUGCACAGCAAGCGUUCUCAUGGUGAACGAUGUGUGGGAACACAGGUGUCCCAGAAACGCCGGAAGCUGUGACGAGGGGCCCGCGGUGCCUGACCGUCCGAGAAUUGGUGAACGCAGAGCGUGGUCUGUUCAGAGUCCUUCAUUAAAGUAGUG